Messenger RNA from Brassica napus (rape), 603 nucleotides. RefSeq lists its product as uncharacterized. NCBI's taxonomy places the organism in Eukaryota, Viridiplantae, Streptophyta, Magnoliopsida, Brassicales, Brassicaceae. The transcript has a single exon. The coding region runs from base 1 to 603 and encodes 200 amino acids. The record is from RefSeq and is a predicted model, not a curated record.
AUGAAAGCACCCGACUCUUUCCGGAACCCUUGUUUCUGGUGCGACUUCCACCGAGACCACGGUCACAAAACGGAGGACUGCAUCGCACUAAAGAUCGAGGUCAAUGAGCUUCUUAAGAAAGGACACCUCAGGGAGUUCCUUUCCGAGAAGGCCAAGAGCCACCUAAGCAAGGAGACAACGGGAAAGGCCACUAAAGCUGCUCCCGUCUCGCCACCUCGGCAGGACCGAGUGAUUCAUGUCAUAUCAGGCGGUUCGAAGAUCAGCGGCAUAAGCCACGCAGACACGAAGAAAAGCACCAAGAAUGCCAAGCACGGCCUAGAGGCAGCCAAGCCAAAACGCCUACUCCUAGGUACAGACGAAAUAAGUUUCACAGCCAAGGAGCAGGAGAAAGUUCUCACCCUGCAUCACGACGCCCUGGUCAUUUCGCUCAAUGUAGCGAAUUGCCUGGUGAAAAGGAUACUGGUAGAUAAUGGAAGCUCCGACAACAGCAUCUUCCAGGCCGCGUACAAGGAUCUGGGGCUGGAGGAAAGCGCUCUAACUCGAAUGAUAACCUCGCUUAUAGAGGGUUCAGCGGAGAAGUCAAACAAACAGCCGGAGAGGUGA